AUGGAUUACAAUGAUUCUUAAGAAGCUUAUGAAGAUUUAUUAGAAACAAGCGGGCUAAAUCCAGAAAAAUUUAGAGAUAUUUUGUUUUAAUUAUUGAAAAGAACUUUGCUUAAUAACAUUCUUUUAACAAAAAAGGGAAAUUCAUCUUUAUAUAAAGGAUAAGCUAAAGUAUAUAAAGAAUAGGCUAAAUUAAAAGAAGUCUCAUUUGAAUAGAUCGAUGUAGCCUAUGUUUAAUUAUAUGCUUUUUUAUUCGGAGCUUAAAGUAUCAAUGAAAUUAUCCUCACUUAUAAAGAAAUUGGUGAAUUUUUUAAUUACAAAGCUGAUCCAUCAUUUCUUAUAUGUAGAAUAGCAUAAUCUGAUUAUGAUCUCAUUUAAUGCGUAGGUGAUAUAAUUGAAGAUGAUCUCCCAGAAUAAUUUUAAAAAGGACUAAAUAAAUUGUUUCAAACAAUCUUUUUUGCUUAGUCAUUCUAUUAAGAGAAUGAACUAAGAAAUCUUUUAAAAAAAUUUAGUUUUGAUAGCAGUCUAGAUCUAUAAAAAAUAAUUUUAAGUUCAUGUGAAUUAAAUUUAGAUUAUGAAUAAUUAUAAUUGAAAAGAUCACUUUUACCUGCUUUGUAUGAACCAGUUUUUGCUGAUUUAGUAUUAGAAUUAAAAGAAUAAAUUAUAGAUAAAUUAAAAACUUAAAAUGAUAAAUAAUCUGAAUUGUUUGGCACAUCUCUAGCUCAUGAGUUGAAUUAAUAAAAUUAGCAUAAAUCAACAUUAACAUACAAAAGAUUAGCCAUAUUGAAAGCCAUUGCUUAUGACGAUUAGUAGUAAGUACUUAAAGAUAUUGUAUAAUAAAUUAAAGUUUAAUAGGAAUAAGGAUAAGGAUAGGGAUAAAUAAAGAAUAUUUCAUCUAUUUUGGAAGAUUACUCUGUUUAUAUUAAUUUAGUUCUUUUAUGUAAUAAGUAUUUCUAAAAUCCAUUUGAAGUUCUAAAAAACAAUUUGUAAAUAAUUUUCUAAAUAUGUUACUAAAUGAUUACAGAUAUCAAUUAAACUUAAAAAACUAACUGCGUUUAUUCUAUUUUUGCAAAGUUGCUUGAUGAAACUAGGUGCCUUGAUAUUUUGUAAAGUGAUCCUAUUAAAGAAUGUAGGUCUAAGAUAAAAAAAGCAUAGUAUUUUCAAAAAUUUAACAAUAUGAGACAAAACUUUAGAAGUUAAAUUGUAGAGAACCCAAUUGAAAUGGCAAAAGAAACUUGUUCUUUAUGUUAACUAUAAUUUUAAAAAGAUGAAAUUUAAUAUAGAACUUUAUUGAUUUCAUAUAGUAACAUUCACAAAUAUAUUCAAAUGAUUCCUUUACCUGUAUAAUAAAUUUAAGAAUAUGACUUUUAACAACUCGUAUGUUCAUGUUGUUAACACUCUAUUCAUAAAUCAUGUUUACUAUAAAAUUAAUAAUAAUAUUCUAUAGAGGAGUUUAAAUAUUUUAGAUGUCCUAUUUGUUUACUUCCAUAUAACUUUCCAUUUGUUAGUCCAAAGUAUAUUUAGUCUGCUAAUGACAAGAUGUUGGCAGAAAAUUUAGAAUUUUUUUUAUAAACCUUACCAGAUAAAAAACUAAUUGAAUAUUAUCAAAAAUAUUAAGCAUAGGAAGAAUUAAAAAUCACAAAAAUUUUAGAUGAAAUUUUUUCUUAAGUUCUUUUUAACUUAUUGUUUUCAUUAUUGAGUGAUAUAAUUAAAUUUAAAUCGUAAAAUACCCAAUUGUUAUUAUAAGAUGUUGUAGCUUUAUUAAGAAUAAUCUAUCAAUAAAAUUAAACUACUAUUUUAUAAUAAUUUGUUGAUGAUAAUAAUAAUUAGAUCCUGUUUGGUAUUUUAAAUUUAAUAAUGUAAUUUUAAAUAAAGGAAAAUAAGAUGGAUAAUUUUAAGUCAGGAUUAAAUUUCAUUCUUUCUUAAAAUACAAAUUAAUUUGCUCUUGUUGAAGCUUUAACCUAGAAUAUCAUCAAUCCAAAUUUUGUUUAACAACUCUUGCCAUAUAAUAUAGAAAAAGUAAGAUCUUAACUACGAUAAGAUUUUAUAUAGAAAUUUUAAUUAAAUUUUAAGGAAUUUUUAUUAAAGUAUUACCUAGCACCUUGUAAAAAGAAAACUUGCAGUUUUUUACCAUUAUAAAGAAUAGGAAAUUAAGAGCAAUGCUAAUACUUAUGUUUGAUCUGCUUUAAAAAGAUUUGUAGUCAUUUUUGCGGUAAACCAUCAAAUGUAAAUAUUUUUAUUUAUAUAGAAAAAAAUUGGAAAUUUGUCUAGACAUUGUAACAAAAGACACUGUGGUCAAACGUUAUAUUUAAAUUUAAGCAAUAGUUAAAUUAUUAUAAUGAAAUAACCAUACAUCCUCAUUAACAAAAAUCCCUUAUUUAAGAAUUUAAUCGGAGAAUUACCAUACAUUGGAUAUUAUUAAUCAAAUUAUUAUGAAAGAUUCAAGUUAAAUCUUAAAACAAUUGAUUAAAUUAUCGAGAUUAUUAUUGGAGAUAAAUAUCUUCAUAUGUUAUUUUAAAACAUAAAGAAAGUUCAGAAAUCUAUUUUGUGA
Messenger RNA from Paramecium sonneborni, 2548 nucleotides. Lineage: Eukaryota; Ciliophora; Oligohymenophorea; Peniculida; Parameciidae. The record is from the annotation of a GenBank genome assembly.